UCACCAGUUGCAACUAGCAAAUCAUUAGCCCAACUUCUACUUAUCUCCUGCACAUUCCCAGCCCAUCAAAAUGUUCAAAAUUCUGUUUGUGCUUGCCGCCCUCGCUGCUGCUCAGGUUCACGCCUAUCCCGGCGUCGUGGCCGUGCAUCCCGUUGUGGCGCACCCCGUUGUGGCGCAUCCCGCUGUGGUGCACUCGCCCAUCAUCCAUCAUGGCGCCCACUCGGUGCACUCACACGUCGUGCACCAUCCGGCAUCCGUGAAGGUCGUCACCCCGAUUGUCGCUAAGCCUGUGGUGGCUGUGCAUGCCAUCAAGCCGCUGGUGCCACUAGUGCCCGUGCACCAUGCCGCACCCGCUCUGGUCGUGCAUCAUUAACUGCACCCAACUGCCCCUGAACCUUUGCCCACAGCCCACAGCCCAUCCCCAUCCACGCCCACUCCUGGCCCACCCCCACCCAACAGCCAAGAUUAUCCCCCAAUAAAAGUUCACAGCCACGUAA
This is a messenger RNA of Drosophila guanche, 497 nucleotides long. RefSeq lists its product as uncharacterized. The transcript is spliced from 3 exons. The record is from RefSeq and is a predicted model, not a curated record. The coding region runs from base 71 to 373 and encodes 100 amino acids. Lineage: Eukaryota; Metazoa; Arthropoda; Insecta; Diptera; Drosophilidae.